This is a messenger RNA of Lactuca saligna, 2072 nucleotides long. NCBI's taxonomy places the organism in Eukaryota, Viridiplantae, Streptophyta, Magnoliopsida, Asterales, Asteraceae. The record is from the annotation of a GenBank genome assembly.
AUUGGAGAUUUUUCAAAUUUUAAAUAUGAUUUGAUCAUUUUUAGAUUUAAAAUGUAUACCAUGAGUCCUGCCAACACAAGGACAAAUCAUGUGUUUUUAAACCUGAAAAUAACUUACUUAAAAAGACCCAUCGUUUGCAUGUUAAAACUUAAAAGAACUAAACAUGUUAAACAUUUCUCAAAAUGAUUUAUAGUUGUAUUUUCUGUCAACCAGGAGGACCAUUUGUGUAAAUUUGUAGUUAUUUAAGGAUUUCUUAGAUUGAGGUUUUCAAAACAAGAAGUAGAUGUAAGUAGAAGCAUUUGGUUUAGUUUUUCUCCAAAAUCUAAAACCAAGAUGGUGUCUCUUUUUCCAACUUUUUCCUUUGUUUCUUUCUGCAUCACCUUUUUGUCAUGUAAUGCAGUUCAUCACGAGGUUAUGUCAGAAAUACAAGAAUAAAAAUUCAAAAAAAAACCCAUACAUUAUCUCUCAAAAGAGUAUUAUUUUAAGGUUUGAUACCUUUUUGUUUACAUUUUUUAACGAACACCCUUUCUCUCUCACCACACCACCUCUCUGCAUUUCCAACUUGUAAAAGAUUCUAAAUGUCCUUCCAAAUGUUCCUUCACUGAUAAUAAACACUUGGCUCUUUUCUUUCACUAGUAAACAAGAAAGAUAUGGGGAAAGCAUCGAGGUGGUUUAAAGGUCUGUUGGGUAUGAAAGAUAAAGAAAACGUAAACAAUUUGAAUUCAGGUGACCGGAAAGACAAGAAAAGAUGGAGCUUCGGAAAACCCUUGAAGGAAUCCCAGUUUCCGGCGCCGGUGCCGGCGAAGAUGUCUAAGUUUAAUCAGUCAUCGGCAACAGGAGGUGACGCCACUUGGUUGAGAUCUUACAUGUCGGAGACAGAAAAGGAACAGAACAAACACGCAAUUGCCGUCGCUGCCGCCACCGCUGCUGCUGCAGAUGCCGCCGUGGCAGCUGCACAGGCCGCCGUGGCUGUUGUCCGGCUCACAAACCAGAGCAGAGGAAGCGUGUACGCCGGUGGAAAAGAAAAACGCGCCGCCGUUAUGAUUCAAAAAGUGUUUAGAUCCCAUUUGGCUCGAAAAGCGUUCAGAGCUCUAAAAGGAUUAGUGAAAUUACAAGCUCUUGUACGAGGUUUUCUCGUAAGGAAAAGAGCAGCCGCCACUCUUCACAGUAUGCAAGCUCUCAUUAGAGCUCAAGCUGCAAUCAGAUCGGAAAGGGCUCGUCGUUCAUUUACAAAAGAUCACGAAUUCCGCCAUAGAAAAUCCAUUGGGAGAUUUGAGAUUGAGAGAAACGAAUUCCAUAGUAAAAGACUCUCAGCUUACGAAUCUUCCACAAAUUGCUACGAUGGAAGUCCAAAAAUAGUCGAAAUCGACACCUACAGGCCACACACAAGAUCCAGACGCAUUAACACUUGUACAUCUGAUUCCGGGGAGGAAUCACAAUUCCAUUCCAACAACAUCUCGUCUCCCCUACCUUGCUCGAACCCCGCAUGUAUCUCAAUUCCAGAGUUCCACAAUCUUCAAGAUUUAGAAUGGGGAUUCGCGGGUGAUGAAUACAAAGUCUCUAACACAGCUCAAAGCACUCCAAGAUUCCGGUCGAAUGCUCCGGCGACUCCUGCAAAAAGUGUAUGUGGGGAUGGAUUUUUCCGGCCAUAUUCAAACCACCCAAGUUACAUGGCGAGCACACAGUCAUCAAAGGCAAAACUGAGGUCGCAUAGUGCCCCUAAACAAAGGCCGGAAUCAGGGCCUAAGAAAAGAUUGUCUCUUAAUGAAAUAGUGGCGUCAAGAUAUAGUUUAAGUGGUUUAAAGAUGCAGAAGAGUUGUUAUCAAGUUCAAGAAGCUUUUGAUUUGUGAGAGUGGUUUUGGUUAACGAUUUAGAUUAUGAAUGUGUUAUUUCACCUCAAUAGGAUCAAUUGCAUAGAUGUAAACAAGAAAUCCUUUUUCUUGCUACUUCAAUAGGAUAGAAAUUCGAACAUGGGUGUUGUGUAAAUUGUAUUCAAGUGUUUGAGAUUUGAAUGAAUGAAUGAAUGAAUGAAGCUUUCUUGAAUUAAUGGGAUUUUGUUUCUGGAUUCAAAU